AUGGACUUCAUUUCCGGAGAUACGGAUGAAGGUAUUCGUGCAUUGGCAGAAUGUACCUAUGCCACAGUUGUGUUGGCAGCGUCGAUUGCCGGCGGAAUUCUAGGCGGGCCCCUUGGGGCGGCUCUUGGAUCUUCAAUGGCCAACCUCGUCGUACCAUAUACCAAAGCCCUGUUUGGUUUAUUGGUAAAAGAUCCAAAUAUAAGAGCUGAACUCUGUGCAGUCAGCGUGUGCAAAAUCCUGGAAAGCCAGAUUCUUGCCGUUGUUGGAAUACCGAUCGGAGAGAUUGGGGCUGCGUUUGAUGAAUUUCUCGCGGAUGCACUCACAGAAACUGGCCUCGACGAGGUUUUCGCCGGGGUGAUACGCCUAUUAGCAAAGAGCGGGGCCACAACACUUGGAAAAAAGGAGCUGAAACUGAUUGGGGAUAUCGUUGUCGAUUCGCUUCGCAAUGGAAAAGGCGAAGAUUAUGUCAAAGGGCAGAUCCAACCGUACGUCAGGAACCUGAAGGCUGCAGUAAACACCGCCAAGGAUGCGCUGAAGACCGUAGUGUCGGAUGAGGGAAAGACUUUUAAACACUUGAUCAAGGUGGUUUCCACGCAGCUGGUAGAGGAUACAGCAGAGGAAGUUAGAACAAAACUACAGGAGGUAGUUCCGAAUGCCCUAGAACCACUACGCGAGGCGGCAUCAGAGAAAGGACAGGAGGUUUUCGGUAACUCUCAGCAAGAGCGGCCGGGAGACUCGACUGCAGCAAAUAACCCGCAACAGGCCAUGGAUGAUGCUAUGACGACCAUCAGACAAGAAGCUCAAAAGCUCGUUGAGGACACAAAUGAGAAGGCACGGAAGGAGUUCGCCGCGGAAGCGAACGAGAUAGUAAAAAGCCAAACGGAUGAGGUGGCGGAACGUGUCAAACAAGCCUCACCCGAAGCGAAGAAUGCUGCAUUGCAGAGCAUUGGUAAUGAUAUACGGCAAGAGGUCAAGGACGCGGUCCAAGAAACACUGGAGAACACGAUGCCGAACACCGUUAAAGAGGUAGAGGAUAUUGUGAAAAAGCAGCUGGAGGACGACCGGUCUGCAGAAGUGUUUGCAACCCAGAUCGCUCUGCUGAGUGCAAUUCAGGAGGCAGCCGAUACGGUGAUUGCGAAUGCGGAAAAGGAAUGCCAGAAGCUUGUUGCUGACGUGAAGUGGCAAGUUGCCCUGCCAGAUACGGUCCAGCUGCUCCAGAAAGCCAUCCAGGCUGCGGUAAAGCACGAGCUCCCAGAGACUGCAAAUGAGGUUGCCAAGGCUGCAUGGAAAGCAUAUGAUCCCUUACGUUUCGGGGAGAUUAUGGACCCAUUAGAGGCACUCAAUGAGGCCGCGGAGAAGAUAAAACAGGCGGCAGUGCAGAGAGUGAAAGAUAUAGCAGCGAGCACCACGGACAAGGCCUUCAAGAACCUGCCAGGCACCCCGCACCAGGCGGUGGAGGAGAAGGCGAGGAAGAAGAUCGAUGAAGCGGCAGAGAAAGAAGUCCAGGAAGCAGAAGCAAAGAUUAGCCAGGCGGUGGAUGAAAGUGUCUUGGGAGAACAAAUGAAGGAGAUAUUAAGGAAAAGACGGGCGGAUCAGGACCAUGUGUCAAGUUUGCUACAUCACAGCGAGCCUGAGAAGAAAGAGGAUGAGGGGCAAGGAAUUCGUCAAAAGGCAGUCGAGCUGGUCAAGAAGGCUGUCCAGGCUGUCGCGCAAAAGGAAAUGGGCAGCGUUGUUGACGAGGCCGGAAGGCAAUCAAGCGAGAAAUUCAAGACAAUACGCGAUGAUCUGGAUGUUGGGCCGGUAUUGAAGAUGCAGCAGGAAGCGAACGAGCUAGAACAGGCUGCACUGCAGAGAAUAAAGGAUGCAGCUCAAAAGGGUCUGGCGCAGAUGAUUGGGGAUAUCGAUGACAACGCAGUGAAAGAGGUGUUGCAGAGCAAUGGGGACAAAAUGGUGGAUGAGGAAGUGAAGGGGAUAGAAAAGGAAUUUACAAAACGCGUGGGAGAUGCAAUUCUGGAUGCUCAGCUGGAUGCGAAAAGGAAACGCCAUGAGGCAUCGAACAACCCCUUUGGCGCCGGUUUCCCAGGCACAGCUCCACCAUCUUUUUGA
This is a messenger RNA of Aspergillus calidoustus, 2106 nucleotides long. The record is from the annotation of a GenBank genome assembly. Lineage: Eukaryota; Fungi; Ascomycota; Eurotiomycetes; Eurotiales; Aspergillaceae.